Suillus paluster is the source of this 261-nucleotide messenger RNA. RefSeq lists its product as uncharacterized. The record is from RefSeq and is a predicted model, not a curated record. The transcript is spliced from 2 exons. Bases 1 to 261 code for a protein of 86 amino acids. Lineage: Eukaryota; Fungi; Basidiomycota; Agaricomycetes; Boletales; Suillaceae.
AUGACAACCAACACUAUGGUGUGCAAUACCUGCUAUGGAGCUAUGGAGGAGCUACAGACGGCUUGGGAAUCAAAGAGUGAGAAUAUACGGUUCACACUGUACAAGGAGGCUAUCCAGUGGGGUCUUGCAAAGAUUGGAAAGUAUUAUAGCAAAUUUGACGACAAACCUGUCUAUAUUCUUGUACUUGUAAUACACCCAUACUACAAACUCACGUACAUCACAAUGGCAUGGGGCGGUCCUGAAGAACAAGCCAAGGAAUGA